UCUCCUCUUCUCCUCUUUGCCUCUUCUUCUGUCUGUGAGUCUGUCAAUAAAACCUUGAACAAAAGAGGUGCUUGGUAUCAUCAUCUAUAUAUAUAAGAUGAAGAAACUCAUUGUUGGUCCAUUUGGCUCUUGUGUUCAAUAUUUUGUUGCCAAAACCCCUCCUUUCAUCCUUCCUAUUGUGCACAAAAUGAUUUCUAAAUCAAUUGUACUGGCAGAUUCAGAUAAGUUUAUCUCGCGUUUUCUUCUUUUUGCAUUUGAGAAUUGUGUUUUCCAGCAAUCUCGAAAUUUAAUAGUUCGGUAUCGCCGUGAACCUGUUAAGAGCGAAAAAUCACGACAUACCCAAUCCAAAAUAGGCCCCCUCCCGUAUUUGAGUCCUCGCCUCUUUCCCCCAUAAAAACCCUAACCCCAGCCCCAUUCUGAUCCCUAACCUCCAUUCUCAUCUCGAAACAAAGCAAAUCGCAAUGGAGGGCGAUGAUAUUGGCGCGAGGAAAGCUGAUGACACUAUCGGACGAAUGUUGUCUUCCGGCUCAGAUUCCAAGCGCGUCUCAGGCUCGGAUUCCAAGAUCUCCGGCUCAGAAGCCGAGGUCCUUCCUCAUGCGGUCUCCGAUUCCGGUGGAGUCUCAGGCUCCGAUUCCGAGAUCUCCGGUUCAGAAGCCGAGCUUCUUCCUCAUACGGUCUCCGAUUCAGAUCUCGACUCAGGCUCGGAUUCCAAGAUCUCCGGCACAGAUCCCGAUGUUGUACCUCUAGCUCCGCGCGGUCACGGACGUUCACUCGGUGGUAGCCGCCUUCCAAACUUGGUCAGACAUGGUGCCCGUGGUCUUGGCCACGGCACGGGAGGUCUUGUCCACAUCACAGGAGAUCUUGGCCAUGUUGUAGGAGGUAUAGGCCACAGUGCUGGAGGUCGAGGUCAUGUUGCAGGAGGUAUAGGCCACAGUGCCGGAGGUCGAGGCCACGGUGCUGGAGGUCGAGGCCAUGUGGCAGGAGGUAUAGGCCACAGUGCUGGAGGUCGAGGCCAUUUUGCAGGAGGUAUAGGCCAGGGUGCCGGGGGGACGAGGCCACAUUGUCAUAGGGCGAGGCCAGGGUUCCGGUGGGAGGUAUUCAAUCAACUACUUUUUAAGAUUCGUUGUGCGCCUUGGUUUUGGACCAGUUCACUCUCGAGGAUUACUCGGAUUCACAGGAAUGAUGGGGUUUAUGCUGUGCAGCAGCAGAGCGGGAAGUUUCAUGUGUGAUGCCUGCUGUACCAUCUUCUGAAGUAAAUAGGAACUCUUUGAGAUUUGUGGAGCAGCGAAUGCUAGAUGUUGAUUUAGUGUACAUUUUGUUGUUUACAAAGCUGGACAAGUCAGAGUCUUACUGCUACUACGGAAACAAGCAUAUUUUGUUGCACCUUUUGAAGGAGUUAUCCUCUCUUGCUUUCUUAUGUUCAUGUUGUAUGAAGUUCUCACUUUCGUGCGUAUUUCUAUGACUGCUCUGGUGGCUGUACUUCUUGAGGCUGUCAAUUACAUAAAUUGAAGAUACUUCCCUAGUUACAUAGUCAUCCUCUAGACAACUUAUUCUCAUUUCUAUAGGUAUUGCAGAAUGAAAUGUUCUCUGAAACCAAGUUGUAUAUUGUUCUUUUUCUUUCCCCCUCUA
This is a messenger RNA of Rosa rugosa (rugosa rose), 1629 nucleotides long. RefSeq lists its product as uncharacterized. The transcript has 4 exons. NCBI's taxonomy places the organism in Eukaryota, Viridiplantae, Streptophyta, Magnoliopsida, Rosales, Rosaceae. Bases 462 to 1229 code for a protein of 255 amino acids. The record is from RefSeq and is a predicted model, not a curated record.